Molecule: messenger RNA, 4624 nt
Organism: Bacillus rossius redtenbacheri
Lineage: Eukaryota; Metazoa; Arthropoda; Insecta; Phasmatodea; Bacillidae
Product: DNA primase large subunit-like
Exons: 10
Coding region: 189-1742 (517 amino acids)
Biological process (GO): DNA replication initiation; DNA replication, synthesis of primer
Cellular component (GO): alpha DNA polymerase:primase complex
Source: RefSeq, a predicted model, not a curated record
ACACUUCAACAAACAUCUGACUACUGAAUUUUAAUAUUUUAGGCGGAAAACGGUUUGUCGUACUAUCGUCCUCUGUUGUCGCUCCGGAUUUCUGCAAAAACUAUUUACGAAUUUUGUUAGUUUUUAUGUAUUUAUGCAAUUUAGUUUAAGCUAUAUAUUGUUGGUCAGAUCUUCUCUCGCCGGUCUCCAUGGAAGUAACUCAGCGACGCAGGGUCACCAAGGUGGCCAGUGGUAGCCUGCUGGAGCUAUACCCCCACGACUUGCAGUUGUACGUCUUACCGCCAACGUGCAACAUCUCGCUGGCCGAGUUUGAGACCCUGGCCUUGGACCGGCUGAAGGUUCUGCGGAUCAUCGAGCAAGUUGGCAUCAAGGAGCAAGUGAAGAAUCUUGAGGAUAAGAAGAAUGCUGUUGUAGCAGAACUGAAGAAAAGUGGCUUGAAAUCAUUUGCCAGAUUGAUGACGGGGCCGGGCACCGGCUGCUCGGACGCAGAGCUGCAGGCCCGCAAGCAGGACCACAUCUCCCACUUCAUCCUGCGGCUGGCAUACUGCCGCUCCCAAGAGCUGCGGCGCUGGUUCCUCUCCAAGGAGCUGGAGCUGUUCCGCCUGCGCUUCCACAGCCUCUCGCCGGAGGGCGUCCGCUCCUUCCUGCAGAUCAACCGCCUGGACUACUCCCCAAUCUCGGCGGAAAUGAAGGCCAGCAUAAAGGAUAAACUGUACGAGUCAACGUUCAUGUUGAGUCCGGCUCACGUGGAAACACUCGAGUUCUACCGCGUGCCCUUUACAGACGUCGUGGACUUGGUGCGUGCACGGAAGAUAUAUCUCUCUCAAGGCUCUGCAUUCGUUCCCAGCUCAGAGUUCAUCUCCGUGCUGUCGUCAGUCUUCAGAGAGAACCUAUCGCACGCCCUCGCGAUGACGGCACGCAGACUGCCAGCUCUGGAGGAAGACGAGAGGUUAUUCCGGAUGCUGAAAGGCCUCCAUCACACGUACACUGGAGACGACUAUAUCACCAGUAAGAACAAGGCGGGUGUAAGCAUCGAAGAACUUGACAGUUUGUCGCAGAAAUCGUUCCCGCUGUGCAUGCGUCACUUGCACCAACAUCUGCGUGCGAACCACCACCUGAGGCACGGUGGCAGACUGCAGUACGGUUUGUUCCUGAAGGGCAUCGGGCUCUCCUUGGAGGACGCCAUGCGCUUCUGGCGGUCAGAGUUCACCAGGAUCAUGGAUUCUGAUAAGUUUGAAAAGCAGUACGCCUACAACGUCCGGUACAACUACGGCAAGGAAGGGAAGCGCACCAACUACACCCCGUACAGCUGUCUGAAGAUCAUCAUGGAGAACGUCGGGCCGGGAGACAACCACGGCUGCCCGUUCAAGCACACGGACCUGCCCGUGCUCAAGCAGCAACUCCUGGGGUACGGCAUUCCAGUCGCAGGCAUACAGCAGAUAGCGGACUACGUGGAGCGAGGCCACUACCAGAUAGCCUGCGGCAAGUACUUUGAGCUGAGCCACGGCAUGCCAGCAGAGACCGGCGUCAACCAUCCCAACCAGUAUUUCGAACAGAGUCAGAAGAUCCUGUCGGGCUCUGCUAAUACCUUUAAGGUGGAACCAGUUGCUAAGAACGCGUCGUCAACACCCGUGGCAACCGUGGAUUUGGCAGCUGGGGAUGACAUGAUGUGGGAUGAAGAUUUUAACAUCAGUGCUUUGAAUGAGAGUGCGAGUGUUGCUCUGGAGAAAGGAGUCCCUUGAAAUACUUGAAGCAACUACUGUGUUGAGUGUUGUUCUCAGUUCAAACUACAUAUUUGAUUUUUGAGAAUUUUGCAUUUUGCAACACAUAUGACUUGGCUUUAAUUUUUUCCGGAGAAAACUGUGUCGUAAUGCCAAUUUAGUGCUCUUGAUAAGGAAAAAGAUGAUAUUUUCUGUGCCAGGCAUCAUUUAGUCAUUUUAUUUCCGUGAGAUUAAUAUUGCAAAGAAAAAAAAAGAUGUGAUGAGAAUUAUUUGGUAUAACUAUAUUUUAAACCUAGCCAAAAUAUUGAGUAGCUUAGCUCUCAAUUGUAGAUAAUUGAGUAUGUAAAUUUUUUAUUGUGAUAUUUGUAUUUUAAAGGUGCCAAAUGUUUGUUAUGAAUUUCAUCCAAAGUUUGAUUUUAAAUAAAAAGAAAAUGGAAUGGCUCUUUCUUUGUGUAAAACUAGAAAAAGUUAUUACGUAGUUCUGUCAUUCUGAAUAUGUGUUCCAUUUUUUGCUUGUGUUUGCAAAAAUAAAUUAUAAUGAACACUAUUUUAUAUAUUCCAUUGACAUUUAUUGUAAAGUAAUUGUAAUAUUUACAAUGACAAGAUAAAAUACUGUGAACAAUAUGACGUUACACCAUUUUUAUGAUGGAGGAAAGUGGUAGUGUUGAGUUUAUACUUCAGUUUUCUGUAUUCUGUAUUAUUUUUAAUAGGCAAACAGUAAAGUAUGUUCUAGCAAUUACCCUAUAAUUUAUGUUUUAGAUAGAGGAUUCAACCUAUAUUCAAGCAAUAUGUACUUUGCAAAACUGAGAAUUUUUUAAAUUUAGUAUUUGUCAAUGGGACUCUGGAAUUACUUCAAACAUUGCGUAUUUAUUUUUAAAAUAAACUUUUGGAUGUUAAUGUAAGGUCAUAAUUUUAACUGUUUGUGAUUGGAUAAAACUGUAUUUUUGAAUAAUUUUUUACACUAGUAUUUACAUGUAUCUGUUGUUAUUCCAUACUGCUUGAAAUAAUUUCUAUCUAUAAUUUCUCCAAAAAUAAUGACUAUCUGCUUUCUGCUUCAAAAGCUUUAUAUUUUCUUAACUGUGAUAUUUUUACAGAAAAUGAAAAAUUAAAAAAAUUUUGAUGGACACAAUAUUUAUCCAAAUGUUCUUUAUUGACUUAUUUUGAAUUUUACAUGUUUGGUGAUUUUCAUUGUGAACUGAAAAAUACACACACUAAAUGAAUCAUGGUAAAUUUUGAAAUUAUUGUGAACAAAUUUACUCAAGGUUUCGUUACUGGUCCCUCCAUGUACAAAGAUAUGUGCUUUUUUUUAAACAAACUGUAAAGUAUUACAAUUCAGGGUAUUGAUAUAACGGAGUUAGGAAUGUGCAAGAGAAGCCAUAAUUUGAAAUCACUAAAGCUGCUGAGUUAGUCAGUUUUGCUACUGCCUCUGCUGUUGGCUAAAAAUGUUUGUGUGAUCACCUAAGAACAAACAUGCUAUCACUCUUAUCAGCUGAAUUUGGAAAUAGAAUAAAAUGUUUUAAGAUAUUUAGAGGUUAUUGUGACAAUAAUGAGGUUAACAUCUGUUUAGUAUACCUAAUUUAAUUACACUUACUAUUGCGUUAAUCCAAAAUAUUGUAAUUCAUUUAUUGUCUAUUUGUGAUUGACUUUCAGCGGUACACAUUUUACAGUACAGAUGUUAUCUGUGUAGUAAAUUUUCUAUAAAUAUUACUUCAGAUAUGCAACACCAUGUGUGCUGCUUUGAUUGUCUGGUGUAGUAUUGGCAAUGUGCAAUUGUCGUCAUAGUUAAGUAGUAAGUCAUGCUGUUUCAGCAUGGAAUUAGUGUAUAUGGUAUUCCCAGUGUUUUUAUUUGUAACAACUAUGUGGCCUUGCUUUUGGAGCAGCAGCAGCAUAAUUCCAAUGCUUCACAUGAUUUUGCUUGGGGAACAUGGAUAUUGGCCACAUCUUGAUUUAUCUUGAUUGAGAGAGAGGUACAAAUUGCAAUCCACUGGAAUUAGAAAAUUUAUAGUUCUCAUGCUUUUUACUGGGUUGGAGGUCAUAGUUCAUGAGCUUGUGUAUCACAAGUUAAUAGGUAGUGUAAACAAAUUUUUGAGUGACCAAGUUUUCAAUACAUUUCAUUAGAUGCAUACUUAAGUUCGUAAAUGUCACGGUAGUUUAGUACGUAGUGAGAUCUCUUGCCUUCCACCAAGAUCUGAUCUGGGUUUGAGUCGUAGCAGCUUCAAGCCUGGAUUAUUCAUGUUUUAAAAUGGUUGAAACGUUGAAAGUUUGAAUCACCCUAGUAAAUCUAUUUGUCACUGCAUAAAACAAAAUAUUGCAGAAGCUUGUAGUGAAGUACAUAUCAGUGUUUUAAGUUGCAUAGAAAAACCACCAUGGCAGCUUGUGUACAGGCUUGGAUGGCAGUUCUGGUGGAAUCUUUUACUGGAAGUUAGUGCUGUACUUUCGUGCAGACUUAAAUAAAAAAUUUGGAUGUGAUAAAAAAAUUUGACUGUAUUAAAUACAUGGCAGGAAAGUAUAUUUAUAAGUGAUUUGAGACUAAUAAUUUUGAUAAUCAGCAUAAAUGGAGUUUUAAAUAAUCUUAUAUACAUAUUGACUUUUGAAGUAGGUUUUUUCGUUUUUUGUAACAAUAGUUCUUAAGUGAAAUCUGAUUUUACCAAACAAUUAAUUUUAAGAGUUACUUUUAUUCAUAAUUUAAUAGUUCAUUACAUAAUUGGUUUUAUUUUCAUUCAUGGCUCUGUGUUGUCUUGGUUUCUAAGAAAAGUUAAAAUCUUUAACUUUUUAUGGUUCAAAAUUUUCAACUAUUAAAUAAUAAAACAGCUUUAAUAGUUUCUUUAUAAAUAACAUUUAUGAGAAAGUUUGUAUCUUUUUACAUUACAUGUCUUUUUGAAUAAUAUUAUAGAGUACCAAAA